CGCGCGCGCGCGCUCACACGCUCACUCUGUAGCGGAGCAGACCUUUUUGGAGCAGCCCACCCCUCUGUGCAGUAUGCAUGUUGGCCUCGGAACUUGCGGAGCUCUCACGUCCCAGCAGCAGUGUAUCUCGACGGCCAGAGAACAUCCGUACUACGCGAGUCGAGGAUAACGCACUGUGUUGGAUGUGGCGUGGGGACCACAGACGGAAAUGCUGGACUGCCCGGGGGAAUAGAUUAUUUAUCAUAGUACUUAUUAUUAUUGACAUUCUUGGUGUUAUUAUUAGGACUAAGAUUACAGGAGUAAGCUACAAGCUGCCGCUCUCCUCUGAACGUGGACAAUCAUGCAUGUGCUCUUUUGGGGCUUGGGAUUCCUGCUAUUCCCUGAUUUAUUAUCGGCAGACGCAUCCACGGGGACACUGCUCUUGAAUCCAAGCACAGUAAAAGGGGACAUUGGCCCCUAUGAGAUUGUCACACCGGUGCGAGUGGACGGAACCGGUGACAAGUUGCCGAGCAGCGCGCACUUCAAGAGGAAACGGCGAAGUUUGGACGAGAAGAGCGACAAUAUUACGGAGCACUGGGCGUCUCCAAAUAUCCAUUACAGGAUUUCUGCUUUCGGACAGAACUAUCACCUCAACCUUACAUUGGACUCGGAAUUUAUCGCCCCGCUAUACACUGUGACAAUACUUGGAGUACCUAGAGGAGAUAACGUGGAGGAGGAGGACACAGAGUUGAGGCACUGCUUCUAUAAAGGACAAGUAAAUGCUAAAUCAGAGCACGCCGCAAUCAUCAGUUUAUGCUCCGGACUGUUUGGUACCUUCAGAUCUCCAGAAGGGGAAUAUUUUGUCGAGCCCCUUCACAACUACCAAGGAAAACAUUAUGAAGAGGAACACACAAAACCUCAUAUUGUGUACAAGAAGAGUGCACCUGAAAAAGAGAAAUCUGGGGACAGCUCAGCUUGUGACACUUCAGAACUCAAACACAGGCAUAAGAGGCACAAGCUGAGAAGAAAGCCAACAGAUGGGGCGGCCUUGGACAGAGUGUUUGUUCCCAGGACUGGAAUAUUGAGUGAUGUGGAGUUACUAAGUGGGCGCCUGAACGGGGAUGCCUUGCACAAAUCACACAGCAGCAGCAUUGUAGGCGCAAAAACUGCAAAUGAAAGCAGCAGCGAUGACUCGAAACCUCACAAGCGCUCCAAGCGCUUCCUCUCCUUCCCGCGCUUUGUUGAAGUCAUGUUGGUGGCCGACAGCAAAAUGGUGGACCAUCACGGAGGCAACCUGCAGCACUACAUCCUCACCUUAAUGUCCAUCGUGUCUUCCAUCUACAAGGACCCCAGCAUUGGCAAUCUAAUUAACAUAGUGAUUGUGAAGUUAGUCAUUAUAAACAACGAGCAGGAUGGUCCCCUUGUUUCAUUUAACGCACAGACCACUUUGAAGAAUUUCUGCAUUUGGCAGCAUGGCCAAAAUGUCUUGGAUGAUAACCACCACUCACACCAUGAUACUGCCAUUCUUAUUACAAGACAAGACAUCUGCAGAGCGAGGGACAAAUGUGACACUUUAGGACUGGCAGAGUUGGGCACUGUGUGCGAUCCGUACAGGAGCUGCAGCAUUAGCGAAGACAACGGCCUGAGCACGGCGUUCACCAUCGCUCAUGAACUUGGCCACGUGUUCAACAUGCCUCACGAUGACAGCAAUAAAUGUAAGGAGGACGGCGUUAAGAUCCAGCAACACGUAAUGGCUCCCACACUCAACUACAACACAAAUCCUUGGAUGUGGUCCAAGUGCAGCAGGAAGUACAUCACAGAGUUCCUUGACACAGGCUAUGGCGAGUGCUUGCUCGACGAGCCCGUUUCUCGGCCAUACGGUCUUUCGCAGCAGCUGCCUGGAUGGGUAUAUAAUGUCAACAAACAGUGUGAAUUGAUAUUUGGGCCAGGAACACAGGUGUGCCCUUAUAUGACCCAAUGUCGAAGGCUGUGGUGCACCAGCCCGGAGGGCGCCCAGAGGGGCUGCAGGACACAACACAUGCCGUGGGCUGACGGCACUGAUUGCUCCCCAGGAAAGCACUGCAAACACGGGCUGUGUAUAACCAAAGAGCAUGACGCCACACCUGUGGAGGGCGCGUGGGGAGUUUGGAGCCCUUUCGGUACCUGCUCUCGGACGUGCGGCGGCGGCAUCAAGAUCGCCGAGCGCGAAUGCAACCGACCCGUGCCAAGGAAUGGAGGGAUGUACUGUGUCGGUCGCCGGAUGAAGUUCCGUUCCUGUAACUCUGAGCCGUGCUCCAAGCAGAAGAAGGACUUCAGAGAGGAGCAGUGCGCCGCUUUUGACGGCAGGCAUUUCAACAUCAACGGUCUACCUCCUAAUGUUCGCUGGGUGCCCAAAUACAGUGGAAUCCUGAUGAAGGACAGAUGUAAGCUGUUCUGCAGGGUAGCAGGUAGCACCGUCUACUAUCAGCUCAGGGACCGGGUCACCGACGGCACGCCGUGCGGACCCGAUACCAAUGACAUCUGCGUCCAAGGCUUGUGCAGGCAAGCUGGCUGUGACCACGUAUUAAACUCCAAAGCCAGACGAGACAAGUGCGGUGUGUGUGGUGGUGACAAUUCUUCUUGUAAAACUGUGGCAAACACUUUCAACAUUGUACGCUAUGGCUACAAUGAAGUUGUGCGGAUACCCAGUGGUGCUACAAACAUUGAUGUUCGUCAACACAGCUACUCAGGGAAACCGGAGGAUGACAAUUACCUCGCCAUAUCAAAUAGUCGUGGAGAAUUCCUGCUUAAUGGAGAGUUUGUAGUCAGCAUGUUUAAAAGGGAAAUUAAAGUCGGAAACGCCGUCAUCGAGUACAGUGGCUCUGACCAUGUUAUUGAGAGGAUUAAUUGUACCGAGCGCAUCGAAGAGGAGAUCGUCGUCCAGGUGCUGUCUGUGGGGAACCUUUACAACCCAGAUGUCAGAUAUUCCUUCAACAUCCCCAUAGAGGAUAGACCUCAGCAGUUCUUCUGGGAUGCCUAUGGUCCGUGGCAGGAGUGCAGCCGUCUGUGCCAAGGAGAGAGGAAGAGAAAAGUUCUCUGUAGCAGAGAGUCUGACAGGGUGGUGGUUUCAGACCAGAGGUGUCAUGGUAUACCAAGACCGAUGGUCACGCCUGAGGCCUGCAACACUGAAUGUGAACUGAGGUGGCAUGUGGCUCGAAAGAGUGAAUGCACUGCUCAGUGUGGUGUCGGAUAUCGCACUUUGGACAUAUUCUGUGCUAAAAUCAGCCACCCAGACGGAAAGAACCAAAAAGUUGACGAUCGCUAUUGCAGCGGGCAGCGCAAACCUGACGACAAGGAAGCUUGUCAUGGAGAUUGUAAUCCCGGAGGCUGGGAGUAUUCGUCCUGGUCCGAGUGCUCAAAGAGUUGUGGUGGAGGCACCCGCCGAAGAGGGGCAGUGUGUCGAAAGGCAGCGGGGGCUGAGGGCGAUGACAGCAAGUGCAGUCAACGAGACAAGAUGGCCGUCCAACCCUGCAAUGAAUUCCUCUGUCCACAAUGGAACACCGAAGACUGGUCGGAGUGCCUUGUAACGUGCGGGAAAGGCUAUAAGCACCGCCGGACGUGGUGUCAGUUUGGUGAGGACCGUCUAGAUGACCGCUUCUGCGGUUCAUCAAAGCCCGACUCGGUCCAGACGUGUCAGCAGCAGGAGUGUGCCUCUUGGCAAGUCGGACCUUGGGGACAGUGCACUACCUCAUGUGGACUUGGGUACCAGAUGCGAGCUGUGAAGUGUGUGGUUGGAUCUUACGGUGCUGUCAUGGAAGACACCGAAUGUAAUGCUGCCACCCGGCCCACUGACACCCAGGACUGUGAACUAGCCCAGUGUCCAAACAGCCAACCUGUUUCCCCAGGGACCAAAGUCCCGUCCCAUCAAGGCCACAAAACCCAGUGGCGCUUUGGUUCGUGGACCCAGUGCAGCGCCAGCUGCGGCAAAGGGACCCGUAUGCGUUAUGUCAGUUGUCGUGACAACCACGGCGGUGUGGCAGAUGAGUCGGCGUGUGCUCAACUCCCAAAACCUCCUGCCAGAGAAGUGUGCUCCGUCGUGGCAUGUGGACAGUGGAAAGUUUUAGAGUGGACUUUGUGUUCAGUAACCUGCGGUCAGGGGAAGACAACACGACAAGCGGUCUGUGUCAACUUCAGUGACCAAGAAGUCAACGCCAGCGAGUGCGACCCAGACGAUCGGCCGAGCACAGAACAAGACUGCGCCAUGUCUCAAUGCACGUCCCACUCCAGUGAUUCCAGACCUCUUCCAUCCUCACCAAACAACAGGGCCAGGAACAUCAUUCCUCAAAGCCAAUCCCACCAAUGGCGGACUGGGCCCUGGGGCGCGUGCUCCAGCACAUGUGCGGGAGGUUUCCAGCGGCGGGUCGUAGUGUGCCAGGAUGAGAACGGCUACCCUGCCAACAGCUGUGAGGAUCGCAGCCGGCCCAGUGAGCAGCGAUCCUGUGAGUCGGGGCCAUGUCCGCAGUGGAUCUAUGGCAACUGGGGAGAGUGCAACAAACCAUGCGGAGGCGGGAUAAAGACGAGACUGGUGGUAUGUCAACGUCCAAACGGUGAGCGUUUCAAUGAUCUGAGCUGCGAGAUCCACGACAAGCCACCGGAUCGGGAGCAGUGCAAUACUCAGCCGUGCCCGUCUAGCCCUCACUGGAGCACAGACCCAUGGAGCUCGUGCUCUGCCUCUUGUGGAAAAGGCUUCAAGUCCCGCAAGGUGCGCUGUUUGAACAGCUCAGGUCGCUCUGUUGAAGAUGACAACUGCCAGCAUUUGAGCCCCAAACCCCGAAACAAGAGGCGCUGCAGAGGCGGCCGCUGUCCGAAGUGGAAGACCGGCAGUUGGGAGGAGUGCUCAGCAUCCUGCGGUGACGGUAUCCAGCGGCGGGAGGUGAUGUGCCACACUGGUACCCGAAGGAGCCCGCUUGAGUCCGACUGCCCCGAGCGCUCCCGCCCGCCGUCCAGUCAAAGCUGUCACGUUGCUGAAUGUCCCUCACGCUACCAGUGGAGAGAAGGAGACUGGCAGGCGUGCAGUAAAUCUUGUGGAUCGGGCCACAGAAGACGAGACUUACAAUGCGUGGACGAGCACAAGCGUGAUGUCCAUGAAAUGUACUGUGUGAACCAAAUCAAACCUCCAGAUAUCGAAAGCUGCAACGCACAAGCCUGUGAGUUUGUCUGGAUCACAGGAGAAUGGACUGAGUGUUCAGUCAGCUGUGGCCAGGGCUACCGCCAGCGUCUGAUCUCCUGCAGUGAGGUACACAUGGAGAAAGAUAAUUAUGAGUAUGGUCAUCAGUCUCUUUCCAACUGUCCUGGGACGCCCCCUGAGAGGUACAAGCCUUGUCACCUGGAGUCUUGUGCACCUCUGCAUGAGUGGAGGGUUGGAACAUGGGGACCUUGCUCAGCAAGCUGUGGAGAUGGAGUGAUGGAGAGGGCCGUGCAGUGUGUGAAAGCAGAUGGCCAGCGAAGUAAAAAAUGCUCACUCGAUGCCAUGCCAGAAGCCAGGAAAGUCUGCAGAAACCUGAGCUGCCAUUUGCCUACAAGCUGCCAGGAUAUCCAGCACAUGAAAGGUGUUUUAACAGAUGGUGACCAUUUACUGAAUAUUCAAGGAAAUACUCUCAAGGUCUACUGUGCAGGAAUGCAGACAGAGAAUCCACGGGAAUAUAUCACCUUGACAACAGGAGAGGGGGAAAAUUUUUCGGAGAUCUUUGCCUUCAGGCUCAAUGACCCUUCCCAGUGUCCAUCCAACCAGUCCAGAAGAGAAGACUGCGACUGUCGGAGGGACUACGCCGCUUCCGGCUUCACCACCUUCUCCAAGGUCCGCCUGGACCUGAUCAAGAUGAACAUCAUCACUACAGAUUGGCAAUUUUCAUUGACCCCUGAAGGCAACCGGGUUCCAUUUGGCACAGCGGGGGACUGCUACAGCGCCUCCCAGUGCCCACAGGGGCGCUUCAGCAUUGACCUUUCCGGAACAGGUUUUAAAGUGGCUGCAGACACCUUGUGGACCUCCCAAGGCAAUUAUGCUGUGGCUGAUAUAAGGAAAUCUCAGGAUGGCAGCAGAGUGUUAGGAACAUGUGGAGGCUACUGUGGCAAAUGUACUCCAGCAUCAUCUUCUCUUCUCCACAUUACAGUGGCCUAGUGUCGGGAAACACGUAUGCAAGAUGUUGAAUAAUAUUUAUAAUUCUCUGCCAUGACUAAAAACCCGUGGCUGCUCUUGUGCGGCAUUUCCUGCAAAAAUGUUGUCAUGCAAAGCUGCUUGUGAUAUUUUGUCAGUCAGGUGCUUCUCUUGUCAGAACAUCCCUCCAUUUCGGCGUGACGUGCUCCACAUAGCGCAAAUCCAUCCAUCGUGAUCGUUUUGUAUAGGGGGGGGUUAACCGUCUAUCAUUUAAUUUUGUGUUGUUGCUGUAAAAGUAUGUGCGUCUGUAAUAUAUAUCUUAUUUAUUGUAGACCUACUCCUCAUUUAAUACUUUUUUGUGAUUUAUUUUGUUGAGGGACCCAAUGUCCCUUUGCCAGAAUGUGCCUUUUAUUUCUUAGAUAAUUAUACAUUUGAUCUUUGAUUUAGAGAUUGUGCAUGGUUCUGUGAUUCAUAUAUGCACAUUCCUUCAAACACUGCAUUUUAAAACCUCCAUGUGAGGUAGCGUGACAAAAAAAAAAAAAACGGGCCUUGAGAGAACACAGGUUAUCUUCACUGGUGAAGCUUGAGAGAAGGAUUUUACCUCCGACCAAUAAAACUCCACAAGAUACCCUGCAGAUGUUCUCCACAGUUCCGUCCAUGGAGAGACCUCACAAGUAGUUUGUGCCGCAUGUGAAUGCUGUUAACUGUUACCUUCUGUACUUUAUUCUACUUUAUUGUGCGUGUCCAGCUUGUUCAUUUGAUGUUCUGCCGUUAUCACCUGUCGCAUGCUGCCCUUCAUGAACCGAUCAAGGUGCAAUUUUUAUAUUUCCAUACCUCUCAGUUGUAUCCUUCAGACCAACAGGCCUUCAGAUGACAUCAAAAAAGGGAUUAUUCUAAUCAUGAAAUGUAUUUAUCUUGUUUCUAUGCAAUUGCCACAUUUUAAUCAGGUAUAUUUGUAAACGUAUCACAAUGUGAAAUAUGCUUUAUUAGAAAUGCCAAUAUUUAUUUUUAACUUGUCUUGUGAAUGUAUUUGUGUCUAUGAAUUUCAAUGCAGUAUCAAGAGAUAUGUUUAUAGGCAUUAAAAUCUGUCACCUCUGCAUCAUUUGUAAACUCGUGUUUUGUAUUUCAAUAUGUACUGGAUGUCUUCCCAAUGCAGUCUUCCCGGAUAUAAAAUAAAAAUAUGUG
Syngnathus typhle (broad-nosed pipefish) is the source of this 7297-nucleotide messenger RNA. It is a transcript of the gene adamts9, whose product is annotated as ADAM metallopeptidase with thrombospondin type 1 motif, 9. The transcript has 39 exons. Lineage: Eukaryota; Metazoa; Chordata; Actinopteri; Syngnathiformes; Syngnathidae. Gene Ontology annotation, biological process: extracellular matrix organization; proteolysis. Gene Ontology annotation, molecular function: zinc ion binding; metalloendopeptidase activity. The record is from RefSeq and is a predicted model, not a curated record. The coding region runs from base 341 to 6136 and encodes 1931 amino acids.